Messenger RNA from Schistosoma curassoni, 1020 nucleotides. NCBI's taxonomy places the organism in Eukaryota, Metazoa, Platyhelminthes, Trematoda, Strigeidida, Schistosomatidae. The record is from the annotation of a GenBank genome assembly.
AUGAAUAUUUUACCAAAAAAAAGAUGGCAUGUUUUAAAAAAAGAGAACAUUGCUCGGGUGAGGUCAGAUGAGGCAAAAUAUGAGGAGGAGCGAAGAAAAUUUGAAAUUAAAGCACAACUUGCUGAUCAGGAAGCGCGAAUAGAUUAUUUAAGAAGACAAAAAAAUAAGCUAACAUCUAGCUCGGGAUCAGAUGGAUUCCAGAUAACUCUAACAAAAGAUAGUAUCCUGAAUGUCUCACAAGGAAACGGAGAAUACGAAAAUGAGAAGAAGAUCGAACAAGAGAGAAAAGAGAAAGCAGUUGGGAUUUUGACUUAUUUAGGCCAAACUGUUCUUGAUGCUGCCGGUGAAAAGCCGUGGUAUGAUGUGCACCCUCGAACUUAUGAGCGUCGUGAGAGCGAACGAAGAAAGACCAAAGAAGAACUGGAAAUAAAGAAGAAGACAUUAGCUGACCCAUUAACAGAAAUGAAGAAGGUCGAGGAGAUGUUCAAACACAAUAAGGAAGUAAAAAGACAGAGCGAAGCAGCUGAACUUCAACGUGCCAGUGCUUGCAUUCAUGCUAUGCCAACCUUAUUUCCUGAUGACAUAAUGGUACCAAAGUGCCCAUACAAAGAGGCUUCGAAAAGUCGACGAACAGGUAAUAGGUAUACUCAAUCACUUACUGAAACUUCAUGUAAUUCAUUUGGGGAGCUAACGAAAGAUUUAUCCACGGGGGUUUCUCUGAAUCCCGAAAGUAUGGAUAAAAAAUCAGAAUUGAUUGAAAUGGCCAAGCGUUCAGACAUUAACCGUCUUCGGGCUGAAAGACUGCGACGAGAACGAAAGGAAAGAGACAGGGCAGCAGUUUUACUGGCUAAAUCUUUUGGUUUAGAUGCUUUAAAACCUCCAGAUCAAGAACAAGUGUAUGUAGACGAACGAAGUUUGCCCUUUAAUUCUGCAUUUAAUCCUGAACUGUCGGCUAUCCUGGCUGAACGACGUCAACGACAUCGUGAGUCGAGAAAGCGGAGUUACAAAGAGGUGAAUUAA